CAAGAAGCCAUUCUGAUACUAGCUACAGUCUUUUUGUAUUCCUCAUAGAACAUAAAUUACAUUGUCAGCAAGAUACAUAUUAUCGAAUAUAUAUUUUAACAAUAUAUUAACAAUAAAUUCCACUUCGUGUGCUCACAAAUUCGUAAAAUCGUCGCUGUUAUGGGGGAUGCUUUUUCGUAAACUAAGGCAUGUGCGUAUGCAUGUCCGUGAGCGUCUACGGAUGGUCAGUAGUAUAUUUUCUUAUUUAUGUCCAUGUGUGCUAACGAGUAGUUCUUGAUGUGUUUGCAUAAAUUAAUUGAAUCGAAAAAAAUUCAUUUUUCGAUUAUUUUCGAUUAGUUUCAGGAAAUCAAUUGGAAGUAAUCCAUCUCAGGAAUCACACUUUUCAGCUUAGGUUUUGAACAAACAUGGAAAAAUCUGAUGAAACUAAUAAUUAAUUUCUUUAUUUAAAAUUUAAUUGUCUAUAUAUUUACAAUUAUGUGCAUUUUGUUUAUAAAAUAAAGGAUAUGACGAUUAACAUAUUUUUGGGAGAGAAGAUGAUUGGGUGGUAAGGGACAGUAUAUAGGGUGAUUAUAGAGUCUGAUUGAGGGAAUUAUUUUUCGCGUAAUUAUUUUCUUCUAAAUAGUGAUCUUUAGAUUAUUGAACUAAGAAUUAUGCAAUACCCGCAACUCAGUAAUAGGUUUUACAUAUUUUACAAUGAAAUUUUCCUAAAAUAGAUUAUAGUUAUGUAUUAUUUAUCCUUUUCGUUAAAUUCAUUAUAAGAUCUUUGCUGACUUUUGCUGUUCCUAAACAAAAUACUUAUAAUACACGUUACAACUCUGGUUAUUGAAUCAGUGAUAAAGGCAUUGUAGAUACCGUAAAAUGUCAACACUUUAUACGUAUGACAGAACUGAAUAUUAAAAUUGUAGUAUAUAUUAAAUAACAAUUUACCAAAGAAAUUGACGAAUCUUAGAAUUAAAUCUGCUGGUUCCUGGUCGAUGUUAGGAAUGUUAAAUAUUAACUAAUAUUUAAUACCUUAUAAACACUAACAAAGGUUCACAAUGAUCUACUAUUAUAUAACUUUAGCCAGCUUUAGCAAACAAAACAAUUUCUUACCGUGCUUAUAUUACUUUAAACUUAGACACUCUGAGAUUGGGAAGUGAGGUUAAUUGCUUACGUGUCACGAAGUAAGAAAAACAGAGUGACACUAUGGCAAACAAAUCCUGGAAUGUAUUGGUAACAGGGGGUGCUGGGUACAUUGGUUCUCAUACAGUAUUGGAACUAUUGCAAGCAAAUUUUGAGGUGGUGGUUAUAGACAACUUUAGUAAUGCUUAUAAAGGUAAUGAUGAUAUAAAACCAGAAUGUCUACUAAGAGUCGAAAAAUUAACAAAUAAAACAGUUACAUUUAUUCAAUGUGAUGUAACCAAUUGGAAUGAAUUAAAGGAUGUAUUUAAGAAGUAUGAGUUUCAUUCUGUCAUACAUUUUGCUGCAUUAAAAGCAGUAGGUGAAUCUUGCGAAAAGCCAUUAGAAUAUUAUAAGACAAAUGUUUGUGGGACACUAAACUUAUUAGAAGUUAUGAGAGACUUCAAUGUAAAGCGUUUUAUUUAUUCAAGUAGUGCUACAGUUUAUGGUGUCCCUGAAAAAUUACCAUUAGUUGAGAAUAUGAAAACUGGUGAUUGUACCAAUCCUUAUGGAAAAACAAAAUAUAUGGUUGAAGAAGUUUUGAAAGAUUUAUGUACUUCAGAUAAGGAAUGGUCUGUUAUAUCUUUAAGAUAUUUUAAUCCAGUUGGAGCUCAUUCUUCUGGACAAAUUGGAGAAGAUCCUAAUGGAGUGCCAAAUAAUUUAAUGCCAUACAUUGCUCAAGUAUCUGUAGGCAAGAGGGAAUUUUUAUAUGUUUAUGGCAAUGACUAUGAUACUCAUGAUGGAACAGGUGUACGAGAUUAUAUUCACAUUACAGAUUUAGCUGUAGGUCAUGUAAAAGCAAUGAUUUACCAGAAAAUUCGUAACUCUGCUGGAUUUAAAGUGUUUAAUUUAGGUACUGGAAAAGGAUAUUCUGUAUUAGAAGUCAUACGAGCAUUUGAAAAAGCAUCGGGACAAAAAAUACCAUAUAAGAUAGUUGAACGCAGAACUGGAGAUAUAUCUGCUAGUUAUGCAGAUGCUAGUUUAGCGAACAAAGAACUAAAUUGGCAGGCUACUAAAAACAUAGAUGAUAUGUGUUUGGAUACGUGGAAGUGGCAACAAAAUAAUCCAAAUGGUUAUAAAUGCUAAUAAUAAUUGUUGGAAUAUCUGUUAUGAAAAAAUAUUAAAUAUUUUAAGUAGAACAUUUCAUUUACAUAUCCAAUUACUUUAAAUAUAAGCCAUGGUGGUGCCUGAUUACCAAAGUCUAAACCAAAGUCAAAAGUAAAUGUGGUAUAAAAAUUAUUUAUAUAAACAUAAACAUAAAUUAUUGUGCCAUAGAAUAUACAUAUAUUCCUAUAAUUGUAAAAUGACUGCCUAUUAAUAAAAUAAUAUGUAUUGAAA
Molecule: messenger RNA, 2496 nt
Organism: Bombus pyrosoma
Lineage: Eukaryota; Metazoa; Arthropoda; Insecta; Hymenoptera; Apidae
Gene: Gale
Product: UDP-glucose 4-epimerase
Exons: 7
Coding region: 1186-2244 (352 amino acids)
Biological process (GO): beta-D-galactose catabolic process via UDP-galactose, Leloir pathway
Cellular component (GO): cytosol
Molecular function (GO): UDP-glucose 4-epimerase activity
Source: RefSeq, a predicted model, not a curated record